Messenger RNA from Helobdella robusta, 381 nucleotides. RefSeq lists its product as hypothetical. Lineage: Eukaryota; Metazoa; Annelida; Clitellata; Rhynchobdellida; Glossiphoniidae. The transcript is spliced from 4 exons. The record is from RefSeq and is a predicted model, not a curated record. Bases 1 to 381 code for a protein of 126 amino acids.
AUGUGGACAAUCAUAGUAGGACUCAGUGGCAGAUUUAGAGGGGUCACUUCUCCGUUAUCAAAACUACCUCUCAUAAAAUCUGCCCUUUGUUUGGCCUCCCGUCAGAGUUGGCUAGAUCCAACGUCGGAAGGGCUUCACAUCACUUUUGGCUCAAAGUCGAACGUUGAAAAACUGCGCAUCUCCUUGUCGGCGGGCAAAGUACCAAUGUUGUUUAAACUUUCACAGUCUCCUUGUCCAAACGUCUUCAGCUUUCCCUGCGACAUAACUUACACAAGCAGAGCAUUAACAUCGACCCAAUCGCUGAGCAGUAAAGACGGCAACAGCAGACUAUCUUUGAAGCAUCAAUGCUGGCCGUCCUCUUCACAAAUGUAUUUGUACUAA